This is a messenger RNA of Labrus bergylta (ballan wrasse), 2650 nucleotides long. It is a transcript of the gene cep72, whose product is annotated as centrosomal protein 72. NCBI's taxonomy places the organism in Eukaryota, Metazoa, Chordata, Actinopteri, Labriformes, Labridae. Gene Ontology annotation, molecular function: protein binding. The record is from RefSeq and is a predicted model, not a curated record.
GAAGGCAGCUUAAGUUCGAAAAGUAUGGCCGCGGAGUGUUUGACAACAGUAACAGAGCAAUGGAUCCGGGACAGACUACAAUUACAUCAUCCAUGUCUCGGUGAUGUCCGCUCAUUGAGCCUCCCGGGGACCAACGAAGAGAAGAUCAGACACCUGGGACAUUCACUGAAUAACUUUGUCCGUUUAAAGUCUCUGGAUCUCUCAUGCAACGCGCUCCUGUCUGUUCAGGGUAUUCAACAUUUAAAGUUGCUGGAGAGGCUGAUUCUCUACUUUAACUUAAUUCCUUCCCUUGAGGAGGUAAAGGAACUGUUUAAGCUGCCAGCUUUGAGAGAACUUGACCUCAGGCUUAACCCUGUGACCAAACGUUACCCAAACUACCGCCCCUAUCUGGUACAUGCUAUGCCCAAUCUGCGCAAACUUGAUAGCUGUUCAGUCAGAGACACUGAGCGAAAAGCUGCAGUAAUGCAGUUCUCCUCUGAUCUUCUACCUCAGCAGAAGAGCUCUGCUUUGAAUCUGGCUGCUGACCAAAGACGAUGCAACAGGAGACUGGCUUUAGUUGACCGCUUAGCCAAGAGGCUCUCGCUCGUCACUGACACGGAUGAUAUUGUUUUGAAUUUUGUUGAGAAGGAUCAGAGAGAUCAGAGUGAAACUGGGGCCCUCUCUGCAUUUUGCGAGAAAGCAAAUGAACCCAGAGAGGAAGAAUCUAAAGAUUUUACAGGCUGGAGAAGUUCUACUCCAAUAAAGGAAAAUGCUAAAUCCAUCCUUAGGUAUCCUCCCUCAAAAUAUGAUAAAACAGAGUCCAAAGUGUCACACGUGAACCAACAGCCUCAUAAAGAAUGCUCCACCUCAUUAAACGUGAUUGAAAGACCGAAGGUGUCCUUCGGCCCGUAUGUUGAGAGACACAACCCUGCACCUGAUAAACAAAAGCAAAAGGACACCGCCAAUCAAACCAGACGUGCAGCCAGGGGACAUUUUACCCCAAACCCUGAUCAGAGUCGCCGUCAUAGCUUUUCAUUUACUAACAUCCGGCCUCCAAGUCCACGUCGACCUGGUUUGAAUCUUUCUGACCCCUCCAACCCCAUCUUACACCCCCCAAGGCUGACCUACUCCAGCUUCAGUAAAACAGAAGGGGGCUGCAGCCUGCCACAGCAGAAGGAAAAGAAACAAAGGGGUAGUUACAGGAAACCCUUAGAGAUGCUUCUCAACCUUGUGGAUAAACACUGGACUGGGGAGAAGUCGCUGCAUCAAAACAACAACUUCCUGUCUCAGGCAGUCCAGAUCCUCUCCAUGAUGGAAAACGAUAUUUCCAGUCGAGAGGCCGAGGUCAGGACCUUAAGACGGGAAGUUGAUGAGCUGAGCUUUCAAAGGGCUGCAAGAGAGGAAGAACACAAAACUGAAGUCCGUAACCUCUCAUCUCAGUUUGAGGAAGCUCGCAGUGCAGUCGGCAAACUCAAUGAGCAGCUAAGGAUCGUCUUGGAGGAAAAUGUCUCUCUGCAGAAACAGCUCAUCAAGUUAGAGCGACAAUAUCUCAAGUCUAUGAUGAAAAGUUCUCCUAUGACUCAGAUUAAAGAAGCUCAGUCAGAAGUGGAGGAGCUGAGGAAAGAGAUCGAGGGGUUGAGGCAGAAAGUGCAGGAGGCAGAAUCGGUCAAGGAAUUGUCGAACAUGCUGCAAGAAAACCACAGGUCCCUGGUGGCUACCAAUGAAUGUUUGCUAGCUGAGCUGAAGAGAAGUGGGGAUCUUUGAAGGAGACUUUGAAUGAAGAGAUGCACACCGGGAUAAAAAAAAUAUCAAAGCCCAACUACGCUGACUCACAUUAGCAUUGCAUUCGCUGCAUGAUGCCCAGCAGCUCCAGUCUGUUUUUCCUUCAUUUUUUUGUGCAUAUUAUGUCCCAAGCUAUUGUGUUUAUAGUUCAGUGAAUAUUAUCUUGAAAAACCGUUGCUUUGGUUUGUGUAAAGGAGUGUCAAAGGUCUCUUAUUUUAAUAGGUUAAUUGGGGGACAUAUUAGCAAGACGGUUGUAAUUUAUUUUCUGGAUCAGUGAAAAGGUUGUACCUCUAUGCCAUUUCCCCCCAUUUUUUUUUAGGUCACUCGUGUCUCCAUCUGCUUUGUACGCUGUAGUGGAAUGAAUGCAUCCAGACUCCAGCUGCACUGACUUUAUUUAUACCUCAGCCUUAGGGCCAGAGAGCUGCAUGCUUUCCUCUCACAAACACUAAUGUAAGCCAUGGAAAAAGCAGGUUAGAGCAUGUAUGUUUCUACAUAAACCCAAUGUGGCUUUUUACUUUGAUGUGACUGUUACAGGUCACUGGUUGGUGCUACUGCUUACUUGUACGCAAAUGUGCUGCAUUCCUGAAAAAGACAAUGAGAAUGUAAAACAUUGUGUUUGGACUUGACACCCUGUGACCUACUCAGCAGAGGUCCUUAGGUGUGUGUUUUAUUUUCAAUAAUGCACUACAAAUCAUGAGCAUACAUUAAGAGGUCUAAAGAACAAGAACAAAACACUGCAUGCACUGGGGCACAAUAUUACAUUAAAGGUUAUUUAAAAACAAAAUAAGUCAUUAUUGUUCCUCCACAUGAAAGGUGCACAGUAUUUGGCAUUAAGCACAGAAAACAGGUCAUACUCGAACCACUGCAGCAGACGGGGAAAAAAAAACAC